GGGCACUCUUUGAAGCUAUCUAUAUAAAUGCAAAAUGUCGUCCGUCCGGAAGAAGUUGAAACCCUAACCUGAUAUAGCUCAGGCUUCUUCAGGGUUUAGCAUCGCAGGGGUGGGGAUUAGGGGAAGGGCUUCAGCGAAAACAAAGAACGAGUAGUCAUGGCCGUCCCUCUGUUGACGAAGAAGAUCGUGAAGAAACGCGUCAAGCAGUUUAAGAGGCCGCAGAGCGACCGCAAGAUCUGUGUCAAGCCUAGCUGGCGUAGGCCCAAGGGUAUUGACUCUCGUGUCAGAAGAAAGUUCAAAGGAUGUGUGUUGAUGCCCAAUAUUGGUUAUGGCUCAGACAAGAAGACUCGCCACUAUCUUCCCAAUAGAUUCAAGAAAUUUUUGGUGCACAAUGUCAAGGAGCUUGAAAUACUGAUGAUGCACAACAGGAAUUACUGCGCUGAAAUUGCACACAAUGUGUCCACAAAGAAGCGAAAGGAAAUUGUAGAACGUGCUGCUCAGCUUGAUGUUGUUGUUACAAACAAACUUGCUAGGUUGCGCAGCCAGGAAGAUGAAUAAGCUGGAGGCAGUAUUUUCCCUGCUAUGCAAGUGAUAUAUCUUAAACUAAAUUAUUAGGAAGCUGCUAUUUGCUUAGUAUACUUUCAUGGAUUUUGUCAAAUUUUUCUGGAAUUUUUGCUGUAGCUAUUGCAAGCUAGUGUGAUUUUAGUCCACUUGGCUGUGGGAGACUAAUUUGGUGUUUACUUUGGUAUUUGCUCAGUCUAGAAUUCAUCCAUGAAUAGCUGAUUGUGAACUUUUACAUUU
Messenger RNA from Macadamia integrifolia, 801 nucleotides. RefSeq names its product 60S ribosomal protein L32-1-like. Gene Ontology annotation, biological process: translation. The record is from RefSeq and is a predicted model, not a curated record. Gene Ontology annotation, cellular component: ribosome; cytosolic large ribosomal subunit. Bases 157 to 558 code for a protein of 133 amino acids. NCBI's taxonomy places the organism in Eukaryota, Viridiplantae, Streptophyta, Magnoliopsida, Proteales, Proteaceae. The transcript has 4 exons. Gene Ontology annotation, molecular function: structural constituent of ribosome.